GAUCCUGUGCGGUCAAGGCUCAAGAGUCACAUACCUUGCUGUUCCUGACCCACAUCAUAUGUCGGUCCAUAGUAACAGAAACCACCACCGCCCACGUCAGAGCCCAUGUUCCGCAGAUGUCGGCAAGGAAACCUUUGCUUUGGAAAGAGUUUUCACUUGGGCCAUGUUGAAUGGCAAACACCAGGUUGUUGGGAUAGGGCCAUGACGUAUAGGUGGUUGAUAAACUGUAUCAGCGCCCUUGAACGAACUUGCAGCCAUUUUUGACCGCUUUUGUAAACCCUCGCCUGCAUACUAUACGAACUCUUGACUGUAUUCCUGCUGUUACUCUCAGUCACGCAACGCAAACGCACGCCGCCAACAUGUCUGCUGCUACCGAAAAGACGUUUACUUUGAACAAUGGCGUGAAAGUGCCCGGCCUCGGUUUUGGCACUUUUGCCAACGAGGGCGCCAAAGGCGAGUCCUACAAGGCAGUCAAAGAAGCCUUAAAGAUAGGAUACAGGCACUUCGAUUGCGCCUGGUUCUACGGAAACGAAGCGGAAGUCGGCGAGGCCUUCCGUGACUACUUCAAGGAGAACCCAUCGGUGAAGCGCGAGGACCUCUUCAUCUGCACCAAAGUCUGGAACCAUCUCCACGAACCCGAAGACGUGAAGUGGUCGUUGGACAACUCCCUGCAGAACUUCGGACUGGACUACGUGGACUUGUUCCUUGUGCACUGGCCGAUCGCAGCGGAGAAGGACGAGAAGCACAACCCCAAGAUUGGAGUGGACGGCAAGUACAUCAUAAAGAAGGACCUCACCGAGAAUCCCGAGCCGACUUGGCGCGCAAUGGAGGAGAUAUAUGCAAAUGGAAAAGCCAAGGCGAUUGGCGUCUCCAACUGGACCAUCGACGGCCUUAAGCAGCUCCUCAGCUUUGCCAAGGUCAAGCCAACGGUCAACCAGAUCGAAAUCCACCCGUUCUUGCCCAACGAUGCGGUGGUUAAGUUCUGUCAAGAAAACGACAUUCUCCCCGAAGCCUACUCCCCAUUGGGGUCGCAAGACCAGGUUCCGACCACGGGCGAGAAGGUACGGACGAACAAGACCCUGAACGAGGUAGCGGACCGAAGCGGUCAUACCCUUGCUCAAGUGUUGCUGGCAUGGGGCAUUCGACGCGGGUACGUCGUGUUGCCCAAGAGCUCGACACCUUCGCGCAUUGAGAGCAACUUCCAGGUGCCUGAGUUGUCCGAUGCCGAUUUCGAGGCUGUCAACAGCGUGGCAAAGGGACGACACACGCGCUUCGUCAACAUGAAGGAUACUUUCGGAUACAACGUGUGGCCAGAUGAGACGGUUGAGACGGGCACAGCUGUGGCAUAAUGGCCUUGCACUGCUAUAAAAUGCGAUUGCAGACUUUGAGCCGCGAUGGCGGGGGUCGGCCAAAAGAUACCCUUA
Pseudomassariella vexata is the source of this 1424-nucleotide messenger RNA. Its product is annotated as NADP-dependent oxidoreductase domain-containing protein. Bases 360 to 1349 code for a protein of 329 amino acids. Gene Ontology annotation, molecular function: aldose reductase (NADPH) activity. The transcript has a single exon. Gene Ontology annotation, cellular component: cytosol. The record is from RefSeq and is a predicted model, not a curated record. Lineage: Eukaryota; Fungi; Ascomycota; Sordariomycetes; Amphisphaeriales; Pseudomassariaceae.